This is a messenger RNA of Corticium candelabrum, 2667 nucleotides long. RefSeq lists its product as uncharacterized. The transcript has 4 exons. Lineage: Eukaryota; Metazoa; Porifera; Homoscleromorpha; Homosclerophorida; Plakinidae. Gene Ontology annotation, molecular function: electron transfer activity. The record is from RefSeq and is a predicted model, not a curated record. Bases 125 to 2404 code for a protein of 759 amino acids.
UCAUGCCGCGACAUCCUACAUCUACGUAAGCGUGCACAGUGCAACAAUCAGUCGGAGCUCCGCCUGCGUCACGAUCCAUCGGUUGUCUCUUUCUCUCUCUCUCUCUCUUUACAGUUUGCAGCACAUGAUGAAUUUUGCAAGCCUCUUGAUGGCCGCUGCGGCGUUUGCAGUGCUCUCGAUCGGCAUCGUCUCUGCACAACUGGCGCCCUACGCCAACGGCACGUGUGUUGAGAGAAGGCCGUCGAAUACAAGUCUGAUUACUAGAAAAAAUUUAAAUGACUUGUCGGACGAUGAAAUUCAACGUCUCCGCAAUGUAUUCCAAAAGUUAAUGGAGUUGGACAAGACAAACCCUGAGAAAGACUGCACGUAUUUAAAUGUAGCCAAACAUCACGGAUGGUUCACAGCCACGUGUCAACACGAGACGACCACGUGUUUCCAACACGGAUUUCUCCCAUGGCAUCGUGUCUACGUCUACGAAAUGGAACAGGCCAUGCGCACCAUCGAUCCAACCAUAUCUCUGCCUUACUGGGACUUCACUUCACUUCAUUCGCCUACAAAUACAACCCCCGUUCAAGACCUCCUUCCAUCUAUUGUAACAGAACGUUACUAUUUUAACAAAGACACAAACAAGACGGAAUUUAAUCCUCUCUUCACGUACACCAUUCCAUCUAUUGACGGAGCGGAUGCGAGUCCCCCUAAUCCAGGCAUCAACGUCAGCCGCAACACCGGAGACGAACUGGGCUAUCUCGAUUUCGUUCGUGGUCUUAUAUGCAACGCGUUUGUCUUAUCCCAUUUCGACAUAUUCUCGAGACACUACGAAUGUCCUCACAACGCCAUGCACGUCUUUCAAGGCGGUUUCAUAGCUGAGUACACGUCGAGCAGUCAAGGAUGGUCAUCCUUCGAUCCUCUAUUCUGGUUCUUUCACACUAACAUUGACAGAAUCUGGGCGGGAUGGGAGAAAUCAAACGACGACUUUACAAGCGUAUUUCUUAGCAAGACAGAUACCUUCUAUCCGUUUUUUGAUUGGACGUUUGAGGAACUAGUCGACUACGAAGCAACCAUGUACUAUACGUAUGACAACACGUUUACUACAGACUUUUGCGAUGAGACACCCCAACCAGGUACAAAAGCUCUUUUUGCGCAUUUCACCCAGCUUCCCGUCGCUCACGACAAAGCCUACUCGGUUCGUCUUAUCGUCGAUCCCAACGGCAUAACUGGCAACAAAAGCGCAAACUCGCUAUUGACGGAAGACAACAUAGUCAGUGAGGUGGCCAUGUGGCGUGCUAUGCCGUCAAAGUGCACGUCUCCGACAUGCAGAGCUUGGUGUCCGUCUCUUCCCGUCAGCUCACAGAAGAACGUCAAUUUGGGAAAUUUUCCGAAUUUCUUCUCCCGACCGUUUGAUGUUUCCCACGCGGUUUUUGUUGACGUUUACGGCAAGGAUCAAGACCCCGUCGAUUUGUCGUCUGGAAUUUUGGCAAAUGAUCUCCGCACACAACUAAAAACCAGACUACAAACCAACGCUGCUUCUCUGCCGGAUGUGAAAGCUCCACAGCUUACGUAUGGAAACAUUUUGUCUAAGCAAGAUUAUUUAAAUCUUGCUAAAGUCAGUGCAGACGCAAUGACAGCACUGAUAGAUUGGCAUCCUAUAUCACCUCUUGAAGCCGAAUACCCUCCGAUAAAAGUAGCAGCCGGAGCUGAGUUAACCUUUCAGUAUUAUGUCUCCGACCAUUCCGUAGCCCAAGUGUUUGAGAACGAGUUCAAACAGUGUGGUCCCAAUCCUAUCCAACCGCAGUGUCUUCCCAAGCCCAAACAGCAAGGUCAAGUCAAUUGUACUAUCCAACUGCCCGAAACAGUAACCAACACAACCUAUUUUUUCAUCUGCACGCAAAGUGACCAUUGCGGAACACGGGGUAUGCGCAUACGAGUAAAAGUCGGAGAUGGCGCAAACAUACCCUGCUCAGACCACUUAACUACAGAUUGCGAUGAACCUGCCUGUCCCCUUCAUGCUCAUUGUCGACCUAAAGGAGCUGGAAAAUAUCCCAACGGAACCGUCAUUAUCUACAGCUGUGAAGAAGACUAUAGGCUAGAAGGAUAUCCAUCUAUCACAUGUCUACCAGAUGGUCUGUGGUCUUCUACCCCACCACAAUGUGUUGGUGUGGAAGACUGUGCAGUAAGAGCUUGUCCUGCACAUGGCAUUUGCAAUCCACUAGCAGCCACAUACGUUUCCAAUGGCACAACUAUUGCUUACAGCUGCGAGGAGGGUUAUGAUGUAGUUGGAAACAACAAUUCCACUUGCUUAGAUGGUGCCUGGACCUCGGACGUCCCACAGUGCAGCAACGCUAUGAUGAUGGGAGUAGGCACAGCAUUUCUCAUUAUUAUGGUGCUAGUGUCGGCAAUCUUCUAGGGACAAGUUGCCAGGCGCCAUUCUACCACUAAAGUUUGCAUGUUUGCUGUGUAGUCUUUCUGUUUGGCACUGCUGUGGGUGAAAGUACACUGAUGAUUCUGCAUGUGUUGUUCUUAAUUGUUUCUGAUUAGUUAGUAGCUGCUGCAAGAAAUAGUUUUUUUUAAGUUUGACAGAAUUUUUUUAGUUUGUAGAACAUUGCUUGCUUAUAGUUGUUGAUGUUGCUAUAGAACAGCUGCGCUGUUAAAAUUUACGUGCUGACUCAA